UGUCGUCGAAGCGUCGCACUUACGGUUGCUUCAAUUAAAUGCUUAGAAAUAAGUGUAAAGUGUAUAGACAAUGUACGGCGCUUAUCUUUGUCUAAUUGUGUGCGUCACAUGGCCGAUUGUGCUUGCGGGCGAUCGUAUCAUACCCCUCAAGAGCUACUGCGAACAGAUAGACAGCUCGUGCAGCUGCGACCCACAGGCGAAUGUGGUGCGGGUGUAUUGUCAGGACGAGUACGCCAUGCUAAUUGAAGUUAUCGACACGGGAAUUAAUAUAGCCAUGAGCUAUUAUGCCACCAGGCCAGUGCAUUGGCUGCCAAAGUUUAGUCUGGGCCAGGUGGCCAAAUUUGAGUUCGACGCCUACAACUAUUGGCCAGAGACAUUUUUAAGUGAUUUGCUAAAUGCGCUGGGAGUGAAACAACUCAGCAGCGUAAAGUUUCGGGACCGCAGCAGUGAAGUGCCCAGUAGUUCAGAGGAGACGGAUAACUUUGAAGAGCUUCCACUGGGGAGUAAUACAACAAGUUGGGCUUUCAAUGCUGUGCCUGCUUUGCAGUACUUCCGCUUCGAGAGCACACAAGCUGACAUAGAUGAAAAUAUAUUUCAGCCUUUUGACAAUCUUACCACGCUGGAGCUGAAGCUAGCUGUGAGGGAAUUACCCAAGCAGCUGUUCGCCAAUGUCUCGCACAGUCUGCGGAACUUGUCGAUUGUGAAUCGUUACAUGUUGGAGUUGGAGCCGGAGCUUUUGCGCGACAUGCAAGAGCUGCGCAGCAUGAGCCUACAGCUGACUCAGCCCAGCAAGGAUAAGGGAUCCAAGCUAGUGCGGCGUCUCUUUCGCUCGAUGCAGCAGUUGGAGGAGCUGCGGCUAACACGCGCCACCAGGCAUAUGGAUCCUAAAAUGCUGCGUGGCAGCUACAAAUUGCGCCUCAUCAAAAUCAAUAGCAAUCCGGAUCUGACAGAGCUGCCUAGCGAACUGUUUGUGGAUCAAAGCAAGCUCAGCACUCUUGACUUAUCCAACAAUGCCUUGUCCAAGCUGCAUUCAAAGUUGUUCCAUGGCCUCAAUCAGCUACAAUUGCUGGAUCUAUCUAGCAACAGACUUGCCAGCUUAUCAAGUGAACUAUUUACAUCGCUGACUUCGCUCUCUACCUUGCUGGUCAAUAAGAAUGCGUUGACUUCCCUGGAUCCUUCUGCUUUCAGCGCGGUGCACAGCCUCAAGUACAUCGAUAUGCGCUACACACAGUUCUAUGGUAUCAAGCUCAAUAUGCCAUACGAGGCGUUGGUCUGCACCAACGAUGACAGCUGUCAGUACAAGUACAACUCGAGCGAGUGGGAGUGUGAUCCACAGUGCAUUUGUUGGGUGGAACGCAGUAGCAAAAGUCUGUUCAUAGAUUGUCGUGGAUCGCGCUUGACAGCGCUGCCGCCAUUGCCAAGGACUACGCUGGUGGAGAUCGUGCUUAAGUUUAGCAACAACAGUUUGAAGCAGUUGCCAAAUGCCACUGAUUUUGUUGGCUUGGCCAAUGUUAGCGUACUAAAUGUGGCAGAGAAUCAGCUGGCGGGCGUGGAUGCCAGCUUAUUGCCUGACAAGCUGAGCAUGCUCGAUGUGCGCAGCAAUAAGAUAACUGUAUUUAAUCAGGCCUUUAUAGAUUACAUGCAGCAGGAGAAUAAUACGAUGAGUAUGAAGUUGGCUGGCAAUCCGUUGAGUUGCAACUGCGAAGCGCUGCCGCUAUUGAGCUUUGUUCGCGCACAGCCGCAGAGAGUGCCGGACAUGGGCGAGAUCUACUGCAACAGUUACCCGGACAGACCUUUUCAGCAGCUGGAGGUGUUUGACCUGUGUCCCUCGUAUGCCAUUUUGAUUGGCUGCAUUGUGGGCGGCCUGGUCAUAUUUGUUUGUCUGCUGAGCGUGGUGUAUCUUAUUUAUCAGCAGGAGCUGAGGAUCUGGCUGUAUAAUCACAAUCUCUGCCUAUGGUGGGUGUCCGAGGAGGAGCUGGACAAGGACAAAACCUAUGACGCCUUUAUAUCCUAUUCGCACAAGGAUGAGCCGCUGGUGGCCGAGUUGUUGCCGCAGCUGGAGCAUGGCUUGCACGCAUUUCGCGUCUGUUUGCAUGGACGUGACUGGCUUGUGGGUGACUGCAUUCCUGAGCAGAUUGUGCGCACUGUCAACGAAUCCAAGCGCGUGAUCAUUGUGCUCUCACAGCACUUUAUAGACUCAGUAUGGGCGCGCAUGGAGUUCCGCAUCGCCUAUCAGGCAACGUUGCAGGAUAAGCGCAAGCGCAUCAUUAUUAUACUUUAUAAGGAGCUGCAGCAUUUUCAUGGCAUUGACAGCGAGCUGCGCGCCUAUCUGAAGCUCAACACCUACCUCAAGUGGGGUGAUCCAUUGUUCUGGAGCAAGCUGCUCUAUGCCAUGCCACACAAUCGCCGCGUACUCAAAGGACAAAAGAAACAUGCAGGUCCCUUAAUAUAAGCAUUCCAUGCUAUUCAUAAGCUGAAUUUAGAUACUCAAAAUAAAACUAUUUA
Drosophila busckii is the source of this 2505-nucleotide messenger RNA. RefSeq names its product protein toll. Lineage: Eukaryota; Metazoa; Arthropoda; Insecta; Diptera; Drosophilidae. Gene Ontology annotation, biological process: toll-like receptor signaling pathway; innate immune response. Gene Ontology annotation, molecular function: transmembrane signaling receptor activity; protein binding. The record is from RefSeq and is a predicted model, not a curated record. The transcript is spliced from 2 exons. The coding region runs from base 71 to 2452 and encodes 793 amino acids. Gene Ontology annotation, cellular component: membrane.